GCCACAGGAGAUUCCUGCUUGCGCCCCAAGUAUAGAGAGCUGGGUCGAUCAAAAGAGACCCCCCUUAUCACAGAAACCACCACCUCCCCUGAUCAAAGUAAGCCCUCUGUCCUCUGCUCACGACAGAUGCAGACGUCAUCUCUUUGUCAAUGUCUUUCAACCUUCGUGUUGUGUUUACACGGAACGAGGGCCAGGCUGGCUGGCUCUGCAGCUGUGUGCAAGGCAGUGAAUCCUUCCUGGUAUAUAUAAAAGGUGCAGCAGCAGGGCAUCUACAGGAGCCAACCACGAGGAGACCAGUGCCCAGCAUACAAAAUCCUCGCUUCAUCAUGUGCAUCAAAGCUGCCCUCCUAGCAGUGCUGCUGGCCACCUUCUCAGCUUCUCCAGCCAAUCUUCAGCGGAGCCGCGUCUGGGACUACUUCAGCCAAUUGACUCACGACAAGGGCAGCACAGAGCAAGCCCAGCAGCUGAAAGGAGGGCAGGGGGUGAAAAACAUGAAGGAAAGUCUCCAAGAUGGAGCCAACUACGUGGGACACGUCCUUGAGAAGUUGACCCCAGUACACAGGGGAUUCCAACCCCAGUUCUACCAAGAUGCCGAUGGACUUCGGCAGAUCAUCCAGAGGGAGGUCGAAAGCCUCCGGAGGAAACUUUCUCCUUAUAUGGAUGAGGCGCACCAAAAAAUCAGCCAGAACUUAGAAGGUCUCCGUCUCCGCCUGACUCCCCUCACAGAGCAGCUGAUGGAACAGGUCUCGCUAUGCGCAAGAGAAUUGCACCAGCAUUUCAGGCCCAACCUCAACGCAGAGGGUCUGUUGAUGGAAACUCCAGGUGCGGUCCAGAAGUUUACAGCCUCUUAUGCUGAAAAGGCAGCUACCUUUAUUGACCAGGUGAAGGAGAUUUUCCUCCCAUAUGCUGACAGGUUGGCAACUGAGAUCCACCGUACCAUGGAAGAACUCCACAAAAGCACAACACCUCACACUGCGGUUAUGGGCCAGCGACUCAGUCAGUAUCUACAAGAAUUCUCCGGCAAGCUCACCCGCAAUGUGAAGGUUCUCCAUCUCCAAAUUGAAAGGAACCUAGAGCAACUCAAGGUGCAGCUGAGCCUUCACCCCAACACGUGGGUUGCACAUCCUUCCCACAGGAGCCAAGAAAACCACCAGCUGUCUGUGGACCUGGAAAAUAUGGCUCAGGAGGUUCAGGAGAGAAUUGAGGAGUUCAGGAGAGAUACAAUCCUUCAGAUAGACAACUUCACAAGGACCACGGACAGGGAGAUGGAAGAAAUGAAGUCCAAGCUGUCUCCCACAACCUCAUACUUGGAAGAGUUCCAGGAAAACUCCACGCCACUGGAAGACUUGCAUGUCAGGCUAGACUCCCUGUGGAAGGAUAUUUUCCAGAGUCUCAAUGAGCCGAGCACUAGCUUAUACUGAAGUUUUGUGCCCAGGCAAAUUAGGCAGUGGAGGCCUCUUUGAAAUAACCUGCUUUUGGGGUGGGGGAGAUCAAACCCUUCUGAGCAGUAGUGGUUUCCCUAGACUGCCACAUCAGACUUUAAUGGUUGGGACCUAUUUUGGGCACGUUGCUCCUCCUGUGGCUCUUUUAUUCUCCUUUUCAAAAUUACAGGGCCUUAGAAUUAUUGGAUACAGCUAAGCUCAAUACAUCAUCUCUUGCGGCAAACAGUAUUUUCUCCCCUCUCCUUUUCUCUAUUACAGUGGUGCCUCGCAAGACGAAAAGAAUCCGUUCCGCGAUUCUU
Podarcis muralis (Common wall lizard) is the source of this 1741-nucleotide messenger RNA. The record is from RefSeq and is a predicted model, not a curated record. NCBI's taxonomy places the organism in Eukaryota, Metazoa, Chordata, Lepidosauria, Squamata, Lacertidae.